AAUAUCGCCGAAAAUGGCGACUGCCUGUUGUUUGGAUUCAAGUCUUCCAUUGCCGCGAUAGCUUUGUGAAAAAUUGUGGUAGUCCAGAAUGUCAUCCGUGCUGAAGAACGCAGCGGCUGCGGCCGUGAGCCGUGGUCAGCCCAGCUCCUAUUACACCAAGGACAACCGACCGAACCCAGUGCUGCAGGCCUUGGACCAGGAGCUCAAGCUGUUUGUGGGCUACAUGAAGAAACGGUCAGCGCCGGGGUACUCCAAGCCAGAGGAUGAGUCUUACUCCAGGCCGGCAGACACGCUGUUUGAGCUGUGGAACAAGUACGAGCCCAGGCUUCCUCCACUGUACUACCAGGAGAAACUGCUGGAGAUUGGAGACUUUCUCGUCUCCAUCAAGGAGUACAGCCUUGGCCUGUGGCAGUGUUACGAGCGCUACCUCCAGACGUUUGGGGAGGUGAACGUGGAAGAAAUCUCCGACGUGGACACGUUCAGAACCACCUUCUUCCCCGACGGCUUCCAGGCAGAGAAUGCCGGGCUCACAUUCCGGGCGCUGAUGGGCAAGAGCAUCUCCAUGUACCAGGUGGUCAAACUGAGCGACCCAAAGCUACAGAACAAGCAGUCCAUUGAGAGAUGUGUGCAGAUACUGGCCUUUCUCAGGCUGGUCACUCAGGUGGUGCUGCCCAAGGAGUCACUCUGUUGGCUCGUCUAUAAUGGCACGGUUCACAUCUACAGUAUCUCCAGACAUCUCAUGUCUCUCGGACACUCCUCUAGGGUGCUGGAGUACUUGCUCUGGGCAUCCAUGUGUAUGGAGACUUCGGUCCCUCUGCUGGCCGUCAAGUACCUAGAGUGGCGCAGCACACUCUACACCGCCGUCUGCCAGUGUUACUUCGACUGUAAGGCCAGCGAACAGGCAGAGAAAUUUGCCCGUCGCGGCCUGGCCAAGAUCAGCGAGCUCAGCCAGCUGGAGAUGAUGAGUAGCCACAAAGACUGCCCAGCCAAUGAGAUUGCUUUCAGAACGGCCACCAUCAAGAUGGCGGUGAUGGUGUUCAAACGGUCUGUGUUCGAGACCAGGAGAAAGCCUAAGGGCAUCCUGAGGCCUAAGACAAGAGCCAACCUGAGGGAUGCCCUUAACCUUCCCUGGCCUCGCACCCCCACAGAGAAGAUGUUGGCGGACAUGUUUGACGGCAGCUCCGGUCAGUUCCUGGCCAUCCUGGAGUCGCUAAGCAACAGCAACCGCCGCAUCCUGCAGACGUCCCCGCCUGCCCCCGACAGCGAGCCAGAGAUCCUGGACGUGUUCCUGGAGCUGAUGCUGGCGGCUCAGGAGAUCCUGGCUGGUGGGGCGGGGAAUCGAACCCAGGGCCCCAAGGCUGCCAUGGCUAUGGGCUCACCCACCCUGACCACCGUUGUGAAGAAAGGCUCGCUCAUGACCAUGGCUACCAAAGGUGAGGAGACGGUGCCCCUGGAGUCUGUGAUCCGACUGGUCAAGCUGGCCUACAACUACGAGCACUGGGACAUGGUGGUUACACUUCUGGAGCCUGUCUUGUUGCAGAUAAAGGAGAGCGGGGAUGAAAAGUUCCGCUGGGACGAGAAGGCGCUGGAACUUCUGCAAGCUGUGGGCAAGAUGAACAGCACCCGCAGGAACAGGAAGCAGGCUGCGGCGGUGGAGGAGGAGGAGGUGGAGAAAGCCACUCAGGCAACGCCCGCUGCCAGUAUAAAGGGGAGUAAGAAAGGAGGAAAAGAUAAAACAGCCGACGCCCAGACUGUCUCGGAAGAGGAACCAGAACCAAUCAGUGUGUCUGUCAAGUCCAAUGUGAGCGGGGAUGAGCUGAUCCACCUGGCCGAUGUGGUCAUGAGUAUUGUCACUGGACCUUACCAGCGUGAGAGAGUGGAGGUGGACAUGGUGAUCGAUGCCACCAUGCUGCUGUGGAACAAGUGUAAGCUGGUGUUCCAGAAGUACCAGACGGGCUCUGUGGACAACCCCAGGUUCUUACAGCGCAUGGAGAACCCCAACAAGUGGAUGUACCUACUAGACACAGUCCACCAGGCUCUGGGAUGGUGCGGUCUGAGCUCCGUGGACCCAGGACUGACGGCCGAGGUGGUACUCCGUCUAGCCAUGGUGUAUGAGAGCAGUGCGCAGCUAGACUCACUGGAUGGCCGAGGCGCUGAUGCCUACGCCAGUUUUGAUUUUAUCACACCGAGGAGCGCUCCCCAGACUCCACAUUCUGCGAUGAAAGAGUCCAAGACGACCUUGACCGACGCUGGGACUCCGGCAGACAGCAACGUGAACCAGAGCCGUGCCAGUCAGUUGUCUCUUGGGGACCGGUCUUCUGCAAGGUCGUCUUUGUUACAGGCGCGAGAGAUUCUGGACUUGGGCCUGAAGAACGUGAGCUUUGCCAGGAAGGCCGUGGCUUUGAAUGACGGGAAAAACAUCGCCGAUGUCACUUGGGUCAAGGAUUUCCACCCCGAGGUUUUCCCGUCCGACCUGUCCAAAGACGUGCUGGAGCCCAGUGGGGGUGUGGGCGGGGGUGGAGGGGGCGUGGCCGGGGAGGACAGCCAGGUGAACCCCGAGUCCCUGAUCCCAGAGAGCAUGCGGGGCUCAGCCACGGCGGUGUGGAACACAGUGAAAGACCUACACCUGGAGCUGAUACUGAUGUACCACCGCGUCUGUCUCAAGCUGGCCGCGCUCGGACCUGAACUGUCAACAAAACGUGGCAAGUCGAGCAGACGACAGAACAAGAUGGAGAAAUUUGUGGAUGAGACAGACAGUGAGAACUACAUCGAGGACUUCUCGGAGCUGUGCCAGCGCUGUAACAAGAACUACCUGUCGCAGGCCUUGCUGUACACGCAGCGUGCCGUCAUGUUGGGCACCGACCGCACGCCCUCGCAGGAGCAGCAGAAGUUGUUGGAGAUGGCAUACCAAGUAGGCUGCUACAGCAUCGCCCGUCAAGCCUGCUCCGUCCUGUGGGAUCAUUUUGUGGUGACCCCACAACCCCCAGCCAGUGCUACCUACAUCAGUGAGGCCAAGAAAGACUUCAAGUUAACCCUGCUGAGAUUGAACCAGCGGGCUGUCUGCCUCUCCUCCCCCGUCCUGCUGCGCCAGUUCCUCACCAGCAUCUUCAUCAACAUCGACAUCGCUGUGCGGGAGGGCCACUUGUUCUGCGACACGGUGUGCGACAAGGGCGCCCUCUACCAUGGCCAGACGCAGCGACUACACCAGUGUGAGCGCACCCUGGUGGCCGUCGAGCUGGCCGGCUGGCUCAACGAGGCCAAUCUGGCGCUACAGGCCGUGGUGCAGAUCUACGGGCUCCUGGCGCCUCUGCUCUACUACAACAUUCCAUCGCUGCCAGUCAUUCAGAUCCUGCAGCGUUGUCAUGCCGUUCUGCUGGAGAUUCCUGUGGGUUUGAUCCAGAAACGUCAGGGAUUCAUAGCGGACAGCCUCAACCACAUGGUGGCCUGCAUCACCUACCAGAUGGCCAAGACCCUGCGGACGUGGGGUCAGAAGACCCUGGCUAACACGGUCAUCGAGGCCGGCCGGCGUCUGCUCACCUCAGAGACGGAUGCCAAACCCUCGGAGGACAAAGCUGACGGAGCCGAGACAGAGGCUGCUAGCACUGCUGCUGGUUCUGCCUUGCCCAGCAAGGGAGGGAAGAAGAAGGGGCUGAUACCUCUGGUGAAGAAAGUCUCGAGCAAGGACGACAUGGAGGGGCCGGUGAAUGAGGAGUUGAAGGCUUUAGAGGCUCACAUGUUGAGUGUCACCAAGGCUGUACAUCUCCUACCUACCUAGCUUUGUGGCAUUCAAGGAGGUGGUGAAGUUCAAGCGUCGCCAGCGCUACCUGGAGUUCCUGGUCCACGUGGCUCAGAAAGGCCUGACUGAGGGACUGGCCGACCAGGUGGUGCAGUGGUGUGAGGACGGUGUGCAGUGGCUGGGGAAACGUAACGAGAGUCUGAUCGGGUCCCAGGUGUACCUGAACAAACAGCCAGGGGCAGUAACUGUCAGCGGGGACGACCCCAAGAAAUUUGCCGCGGCCAUGGUGGAGUACAGCAAGGAGAAGCUGAACAUCAUCUACGGCCUGAGUCACUUCAGCACGUUCCUGCAGAAGUUGGAGAAGAGGGAGAAGAUGUUGGGCUCUACAGGGACGUCUGUCAAUAGGACCAACUUCCUGGACCAGGAGUGGUUCACCCUGGAGACAGCCGGAGUCAUGAUUGUGGGCUGGGAGGGUGGACCCAUGAGGAACCAGGCGGGCACGCUACACACUCCGUACGCCUUCCACUCCGAGUUUGAGUCCACCAAGGCCGUGUCUGACCGGCCACGCACCACGGCUAUCGAGAUUGCUGCGGCUGCAGCUACAGGAGCCCCCCCACCCCCCCUGUACGCCCCAGCGCCCGAGGUAGAAGACACCCCGCGCACGUACCGCUCAGACAAGAGCAAGACUUCAACUCAGCCCAGCUCCAAGCUACAGGAAGAUUCCUCUCCCCUGACCACGGCCGCCACCGUCGAGGCGCUGGAGAAGACCUUCACCUACUUCAAGAGGGCAGUGAUCCUAGCCCACAGAGGGCAGCACUGGACCCUGCUGCAGAAUGCGGGCCGUGGGUUGUGGAACUGUGCGCACACGGCACUGCUGCGGGCCUUCACCGCUGACCAGACAGGAAGUGACCCCGGCCUGCUCACCAUGGACAUGCUGCGGACGCUGGUGUGGCAUCCGCCAAGAGCCGUGGCAAGACGCUGGGCGGCUACUUUGAGUCAUGGGUGGGCGGAGUCCAGUCGGAGAAGGGCGGGGCCAGCCUCAAGUUUGAGACCUCAUUGGACGACACGAACCAGGUGGACAUGCGGUGGCUGCGUCGCUUUGUGCUGCGAACCAUGGAGAUGCUCUACUUUGAGCAGAAGUGGGAGAAGCUGGUGGAUAUCGCGCUACGCUUCAGCGCUCUCACCAACCACCGGUACGCCGAGCAGGUUCUCCCCCUGAUGGUCCAGGCCCAGCGUUUCCUGGAGCGUCGUGUGGAGAGAGGAAGACGCAUUCCGUCUGUCUGCCGUGCCACUGGACGUGUUUGAGAGUCUGAAGGCCUUGAGGGAGACUCUGGACCAGUCCCAGUACACAGCCAGGGCCCUGCACCACAGCCGCAAACUGUUGUGUCUGUAUCUGGCUGGUCAGCAGAAUGUGUCUGAGAGCAUGGGUAUGCGUGAGAUGACCCACGUAGACUUCCAGGAGUCCACCAGUCAGCCACAGCCCACCAUGCCCCCCAACAAGAUGAGCAGCGAGUUCUGUAGUGUGGACGAGGUACAGGUGUCCCCCAUACCCAAGUCUCAGCUAGCCACCGUGCUCAGCUCUUAUGAGAAGACCAUUGAGUGAGGACGCCAGUGCAGCACCCCCGGCCCGCUUCUCUGACGGGACUCGAACCCUCACCCUGGAGGACAUCAAAGGCACACUGCUGAGUGUGGCCGACCAGAUGGUGACCACCAUGGCUGAUGUCAUCUUGGAGAACGCUUCUCAUGAGAAACAAGGAGUAGAAGGUAUGUCAGCGGCAGAGCUAGAGCUGGUGGUAUGGUGCCACCUGGAACAAUCUCGGAUCGCCCAACAGAAGCACCACGCCCCACUGGCGGCCCGCACGGUGCUCACUGCCCUCAAGAUGAUCCAGAGUGCCCAGGUCUUCAAACAGCCCAAGCCUCAGCCGCCCGCACCCAG
Aplysia californica (California sea hare) is the source of this 5672-nucleotide messenger RNA. Its product is annotated as cilia- and flagella-associated protein 54. Lineage: Eukaryota; Metazoa; Mollusca; Gastropoda; Aplysiida; Aplysiidae. Gene Ontology annotation, molecular function: protein binding. The record is from RefSeq and is a predicted model, not a curated record. Gene Ontology annotation, biological process: cilium assembly.